Messenger RNA from Vombatus ursinus (common wombat), 2424 nucleotides. It is a transcript of the gene WDR31, whose product is annotated as WD repeat domain 31. The coding region runs from base 291 to 1376 and encodes 361 amino acids. NCBI's taxonomy places the organism in Eukaryota, Metazoa, Chordata, Mammalia, Diprotodontia, Vombatidae. The transcript is spliced from 11 exons. The record is from RefSeq and is a predicted model, not a curated record. Gene Ontology annotation, molecular function: protein binding.
CCUAGCGACGGGCGCUUCGUUGCUAAGGGACGGCCUGGAGAACCGAUUCCUGCGCGCAUGGAGACUGGAGUUUGCAGACCCCAGGCCUCUUCGCCAGCCCUGCCUCAGCCCCUGACAUGACUAGCAAGGGUCUAUCUGAAUCACUUCUCCCAGAACAAAUUGGAAAUCUUCAGAUAUAUCCAUUUACUACACAGAUCUGGUUGGGAUUUGGGAUCCCCAGGAAUGCCAGCUCAGAUGUGCCAGCAGUGGCAGGUAGCAUUGGCACAGGUGUUGACCAAGUACUUUGAACCAUGGGCAAGCUCCAGAGCAAAAUCAAACAUAAUACCUACAAAUACAGUCCCGGUACCCUCCUGAAAUUUUCACCCUUUGAUUUGACUGCCCUGUCUACCAGAACUGAAGGAUAUGUGGAGGAGAAUGGAUCUACUAAAGUGGUCCAGGAGUACAAACAAGCUCACACCGAUGCUGUCAACUCAGUUACUGCUCUGAAUCCAGACAUUUGUGUCUCAGGAGGAAAAGAUAAGAUGGUCGUGGCUUACAAUUGGAGAUCUGGAGAUAUAAUGAAACAGUUCAAAGGACACGAACGGGAAAUCACCAAGGUAGCCUGUGUUUUUGGAACAAACCAAUUUUUCAGUGCAUCUCGUGACAAGACAGCAAUACUAUGGGAGUUAAGUGGAAAUUCACAACCAAUACAACAGUUUCUGGGCCAUGACAUGGUUGUUACUGGAUUAGCUGUGAGUCCAGAUUCUUCACAGAUAUGUACUGGUUCUCGGGACAAUACUCUCUGCAUGUGGGAUAUAAAGACUGGAGAAUGUCUUCAGAAAGCUACCGUUUCAAGAAACCUGGUCACUCAUCUAUGCUGGAUCCCUGGAGAACCACUUAUUCUUCAGACCUCUGAGGAUAAAAGCAUCAGAAUUUGGGACAGUCGCAGUUUGCAAGUGGCUCAUAAAUUUCCAGUAAAGCAGCAUAUUCAGACCUACUGUGAUGUUAGUCCAGAUGGAUAUAACUGUGUCUCCUGUAGCAGUGGCUUUGGAGGGGAAGGCUGUGAAGCAACGUUGUGGGACCUAAGACAGACUAGAGGUAAAAUAUGUGAGUACAAAGGACAUUUCCAGACAGUGACAUCCUGUGUCUUCCUGCCGAAUGGGUUAUCUGUGAUACCAGCGAUUGCCACGUCAUCAUAUGACAGCAAGGUGAAGAUUUGGAACCAAGAUACUGGAGCCUGCCUUUUUACCCUCCCUCUGGAUGGAUCUGGCCCUUUGGUUUCCUUGGCCGUCUGUGACACCUCCUCCCUACUUUGUGCAAGUUUCAACUCUGGAAUUCACUUACUCAGGAUCAAUGACAGCAAAGGGCUGCAGAUGCAGGAAGUGGCCAUGUUUUGAUGUCUCGUUACCUUCCUCUGUAAAGGGAGCUCAGGCAAAAACAAAUCCUGGAACCUCCUCUCUCAGUGUAAGCUUUUUUCUUCAGUUGUGUCUAUGGCACUCAGGAGGGCAUAAGGAACACAUUUAGGAAUGAUACACAGGUGUUAGCACAGAGGUUGAAACAAGUCAAUUGUUUCAAAAACAAGAUUAUUUCAUUUAGUUUAGAAAUGCAUGUCAGUUAUGAAGUUCUUAAGCCAAACUUCAUUUAAACAUAUUCUGAUUUCAAAACUCUUUGCCCCACCAUCCAAAAGUCAGUUUAUGCCUCAAAACAUGCCCACUUUGAUUGUGAUAGGUGAGAGAUGGAUAGGGAGAGACCAGGUGGAGAGACUCCCACUGCUCAUGCCAGUCACUUACCAUCUUAGAGAGCCGCCCUAGAGGCCCUGACUUGCACAGGAUGGGUCAGAGGUGGAAUGUGAAAGCAGGUCUUCCUGACUUGGAGGCCAGCCUCAUGCCAAAGGAAGGUGUAGGCAGAAUUAGGAAGGAACAAAUAAACAUCCCAGGAGCUAAGGUGGAGCUGGGUGAAAAUGUGUCUAGGCCCCAUCAGAUUGUGUUCAGUGUCUCAAUCAGUGCUUUAUCUUCAGUAGAGAUAAGUCCUGGCUGUUUGGGUCCAUGCUUCUUCUCUUCUCCUUUGACUCUGACCCCAUUCCUGCAAGGUCUCCUGGGUCCAUGGCAGCUAUAAUAGGGAAUAGGAGAAGCAGUAAGAAGUAUGAAUACUUUAAUGAAUUCCCAGCUCAAGGAGUAAAAUAGCAGGGAAUAUCAAUGAAAUGACUAGUUAGAAUAGUGGAUAAUCUUAGAUUCACCCCAUGCAGCAAAACUUACAGAAGAGAAAUGUAACCUGUACAGAAUGAGCCUGCUACGAAGAGUGUUCUGUUCCAGGGCCUGCUUCAGAGAGGGGCUUACCGUUUUGUAUCUGAAAUCCCCCUAAAACCUUCACCAGCCAAGGUUGGCUUUGGAUCCUGGGGUUCAUCUAGAGCUUCUUCUUUCUUUUUUUUUUAAUUUUUGUUUGUUU